This is a messenger RNA of Halichondria panicea, 2232 nucleotides long. RefSeq lists its product as uncharacterized. Lineage: Eukaryota; Metazoa; Porifera; Demospongiae; Suberitida; Halichondriidae. Gene Ontology annotation, biological process: protein phosphorylation. The record is from RefSeq and is a predicted model, not a curated record. The transcript has 7 exons. Bases 107 to 2053 code for a protein of 648 amino acids. Gene Ontology annotation, molecular function: ATP binding; protein serine/threonine kinase activity.
AACCAUGUGACAAAACAAACCUAAACAACAUCUUCAUCAUUCUUUUAAUUUUUAUAAUACUGUUACUAUACUCAUCAACUACAGCUUACAAUAUAAAGAGAUCAAGAUGUCAAGCAAUCUAUCCUUGUCUGAUGCCCAAUCACUACACUUAGACUCUGACAAAGAUGAGUUCAUAAGCUUAAUCAACAUUAGCCUAGUAAGUUCAGCUCCAGUUGAAGAAGUACAAGGCGAUGAUGAACACUUUCUGUCCAGAGGAGCUCAAGAACCUGUAUUGACCGUUGGCCAGGAUCAUGUUGAAAAUGAACACCCCAAGUUGUUUGGGGAGAUUACUGAAUGUGGUGUCAAAACACCCAACCCUCAAGUUGUGGAGGCCGGUUUGGAAAACCUCACCGAAAAAGACAUCCAGGAAGUCAACAAUAAAGAUCAAAUGCCAGAUGCAGUCUUUCCAACUUUACAACCAUCUAACGGGUCUGUUCUAACUGUGGAAAAUGUUGAUGAGGUGAAUUCUGAAGCUCGAGAUCCGCAGCUUGUGGUCACUAUACAAAACCCAAUGCUACUAGAGGGACGAGCGCAGUCACCAGUUUUACCACCACCUGCAGUGUCUAUCAAGCACCAAGAAACAAGUAAAAUUGGUGUUCAGGCUCCCAGAUUUAAAGCCACUUCUGUCAAUUCGAGUGAACUCUCUAGUACUAGUAGUGGACCUUGCUUCAAAAUUCUCGAAGUGAAACCUAACCCUACGUUUACAAAUAGCCAACAGUCUAAUCCCCAAGCAAGGGCUAAUGACAGUGUAGAUGGCCAAUCAAACACAACAACGAAGUUUCCACAACAAGUUGCAGACGCAAACCAGGGAAGCUGGGGUUACAUGGACUUACCAAAGAUACAACUUCAGUAUUGUCGACCAACUCGUACUAAUCCUAAUGGAGGGGAUAGUCUCAUUAAACAAGUGGAGGCUGGACAGUUUCCGAAGUAUGAAUUACUUCACAAAAAACCUGGACACAUUCUCUAUAGCAUUGAGGAAGAGGAAGACCUGGUUGCUGGGAAGGACUUCCCACACUUCAAGCCGCAGGAACAACGCAACUCAGAAAUAUUGGGAAAAGGAGGCAAUGGAAAAGUUGUUUCUUUCACAUUCAGUAAUAAAGAAUAUGCCGUCAAGGAGACCCGGUAUCGUAAGACCGAACUAAACAUUUGGUCCAAACUACAACACCCAAACAUCGUCCUUCUUAAAGCCGUGAUGAUUGGAGAAAAGUACAAAGAGUGCUACCAGUUCAUGCCACGGAUGUCCGGAGACCUUCGCUCAAUUAUGACCAAAUGUGGUGACCUUCGUACCCUAUUAGAACAGCAACCUCAGAAUUGGGAAGCUUUUCUUGAAAACACUAAAUAUAUUCUUGCCGGGGUUUCAAAGGGAUUGAAGUAUUUGGACCAACAUGGAAUACAGCACAGUGACAUCAAAGCUGCCAAUGUUCUGGUCCAAAAGGAGUGUAGGUGUCGUACUAUUCUCCAUUGCGAAUGUGAUAACAAGUACAUCAUCAAUAUAUCGGAUUUUGACUCAGCAAGGCAAACCGAAUUUUUGCGGAAGCCCAACCAGUUCUCUGUCUGUAAGACAAGCAUGAGUGAUUAUCAAAUGUUGUUUGUGAACGGCACUAAAGGUCACAGGGCUCCUGAGCAAUUCAAGCAAUGUCCAUAUGGAGCUGCUGAGUAUAAGAAGACGCUGAAGGAUGGCAAACCACUCUACGAUAUGGAAGGUCCAUGGUGUGAUAUCUGGAGUAUGGGUGUGAUGUUGCUUCAAUUAAUUCUGGUCAAGGGACUUGCUGUUCGUGAGGCUGGAAUGCUGACUAACUACGAAGGCAACGAUAUGCAUCCCUGUAUCGAGCCCAUAUCUGUAACGGUUUGCCUGAAGGAACUGUUGAUGAUUUGCUUGGAUCAACCCGAGUUGAACCCUCUUGCUAAAGUAGCAAGUAAAUGCCUAAUAAUUGACUGUACAGAGAGGCCUACAGCUGAAGGAAUUCUCAACAUCAUUAAUCCUUCCGACUGUAAAGAUGGUAGCCAUGCGUAGUAGUAUAAAGAAGACGCCACUCGAUCCUCUAUAAUUAUUUCGUAUACUUUAAUGAAACAUUCAUUGCUAAAACAGUAGACUAUUAAUUUUUACUAUUAACUAUUAAUUUUUACCACAUAUAGCAAUUAACUAAGAAUUUGGUAAAGAGCACUUAUUAUACAACAGUGGUGCAGCAAGAG